AUGGAGACAGCAACACAAGAAACGCCCAAUUCGGGGCUUGUAUCACCCUCGUCAAAAGUUGUCUCGACAAAGAGGAGCCGGAAGAAUUUAGUGACUGGAAAGAGGGUUUCCCGAAAUACAGUACGGCAAGGUGAUACAGAUGGCGAUCUGGAGCACAUCCGCAAAAAAAAGCCUAACUCGCACGAAGUAAAUGCCAACACGGUGGAAUUGAAGACCUUUACGAAAGUGGUACCCAGAGCCCAAGUGCAACGGAUCUGGAAUGUGAUAAGUCCGGACUUGGCAGAUAGCAUAGAGUCUAGACUGAGAAUGUUAGCUACUGCUGUUUCUGUUGAAAUGGGGGGAUCCGGAAAACUUCAAAGCAAAAGUGGUCUAGUGCUGAAACAGCUGCUUGAUGACCUUGUUCCAAAACUACAAAGGACAAAAUUGCCUCCAGGAGACAAGAUACGGGAUUUCGAUGUUCAGGAGCUACAGAGGGUAAAGUUGAGGUUAGAGGCCGAACUCUCAACUAGUUUCCAGCAGGUGGAGGCUCUCCAGGAAACUCUGAAACGAGAGGAGAGGGCUCUCAAAAGAGCCGAGGCUUAUAAAAACAACUUUUCGCGCAAUGCAGCGGAGAACAUACGGUUGUUGGAGAAGAAUGAGGGCAACCUCAUGAAAACCCCACCUGUUAUCAGCCAGAAGUCAAUAUCUUCAUCUGCGAUCGAUCUGCGGCAUGAAUUAUCAUUGGAAACAGAUGAAAAACGAUACAACCCGUCCAAUGAUGAGGAGAUCAUUGAUCUGUUACGGAGACUUGAUGGGAAGAUAGGUAUGAUUUACCACGAUAUGCCUUCGGUGGUGGAGCUUACUGAUAAUUGUUCGCGGCUGGGGAAUUUGGUGGGGAUGGUGAGUAAGAAGACAUGA
Molecule: messenger RNA, 897 nt
Organism: Kuraishia capsulata CBS 1993
Lineage: Eukaryota; Fungi; Ascomycota; Pichiomycetes; Pichiales; Pichiaceae
Exons: 1
Coding region: 1-897 (298 amino acids)
Source: RefSeq, a predicted model, not a curated record